AUGCGCUCUUCCCGAGUCGAUUGUUGGCUACUUUCUGGAUUUUUACUUAUCUCGAUGAAUGUGGUUCAAUCUGUUCGAGUCGAUGCAAAUCAUGAACCGGGCUGUAAUGCCCCCGAUGAUAUAAAAUCUGCAUUGAACAUACCUCCCAGGUCGCAAUGCAUUUCUUCGUCUACUGGUGUAGAGGCCUCGGGAUCCACACCUUUUAACAAAAUAGAGUUUCCCAACGAUUUGGACUUUCAUCCAAAUGUAAAAAAUCCCAGGACUAGAAGCCGCCCCAGAUUUUCCGAUCCAAAUCAUUUUGCAGUCGCAGCAAGUCAAAUCGUUGAACCCGCCAAUCUGACUCCACCUUUUUAUCCCAAGAACAUACGGCCGAGAGACCGCAGAUAUGGCCCCGCACUUGCAAUUGCUGAGAGCAUUCGGCCCUAA
Molecule: messenger RNA, 426 nt
Organism: Puccinia graminis f. sp. tritici CRL 75-36-700-3
Lineage: Eukaryota; Fungi; Basidiomycota; Pucciniomycetes; Pucciniales; Pucciniaceae
Exons: 2
Coding region: 1-426 (141 amino acids)
Source: RefSeq, a predicted model, not a curated record